AUGUCGCUGCCCACGGUCACAUCUCGAUGGGUCAUCAGACCGACGAAGGACAAUGGGUUCGACAGCCUCCAGUAUCAAGAUUCCGUACCAAUACCUCCACUCGGAAGCCAUGACUGUCUCGUUCGUUUCGAGGCUGCGGCGUUGAACUAUCGUGAUGUUGCUAUCCUUCAGGGCAAUUAUCCUUGGGCUGUGAGAGAAGAUGUCGUACCGGUGUCGGAUGGGGCUGGGACGGUCAUCGCUACAGGUCAAGAUGUCAGCGAAUUUCAGGUAGGCGACAAGGUGUGCACCUUGUUUCAUCAAGGAUGGCAAGAAGGACUCCUGACUCCAAAGAAACGAGUCACAACGCUCGGCACCUAUCUCGACGGCGUCCUGCGUCAGUAUGGCAUCUUCCCAGGGAAGGGCCUCGUACCCAUCCCUAGGCACUUGACGAUAUUCGAAGCGGCAACACUUCCUUGUGCGGCCGUCACUGCAUGGAAUGCCCUGUAUGGCCUUCCCGGACGAGCGCUGCAGAGGGGUCAAGCUGUGCUGAUACAAGGCACUGGCGGAGUCAGCCUUUUUGCGAUGCAGUUCGCACUAGGGGCAGGGGCAACGGUCAUCGCGACAACGUCUUCGUCUGCAAAGGAAGAGAAACUCAGGGCAAUGGGAGCGCACCAUGUCAUCAACUACAAGGACAAUCCGCACUGGGGCGAAAUGGCCAAACGGCUGUCCCCUGGUGGUGAGGGUAUGCACCAUAUCAUCGAAGUCGGCGGAAGUGCGUCGAUGGCGCAGUCGCUGAAAGCUAUCCGCAUUGAAGGACUCAUCUCGUUGAUUGGUUUUCUGGGUGGCAAGGAUGCGGUGUCACUUUGCAAUUUUGGAGACUGUUUGGCGACUUUAUCAAUCAUUCGCGGAGUCAAUGUCGGAUCGAAAGAGCAGUUCCUCGCCAUGAACGACUUCAUGACUGCUCACAAUAUCCGGCCUGUAAUCGAUGACCAGGUGUUUUCUCUGGAAGAGGCCAAGAGUGCAUAUGAAUUCUUAUGGAAUCAGAAGCAGUGGGGGAAGGUGGUCGUUCGUAUGCGGUGA
Molecule: messenger RNA, 1059 nt
Organism: Exophiala spinifera
Lineage: Eukaryota; Fungi; Ascomycota; Eurotiomycetes; Chaetothyriales; Herpotrichiellaceae
Exons: 1
Coding region: 1-1059 (352 amino acids)
Molecular function (GO): oxidoreductase activity
Source: RefSeq, a predicted model, not a curated record